Messenger RNA from Prorocentrum cordatum, 753 nucleotides. NCBI's taxonomy places the organism in Eukaryota, Dinophyceae, Prorocentrales, Prorocentraceae. The record is from the annotation of a GenBank genome assembly.
AUGAUGUUGUGGAGAGUGGGAUCGCCAGGGGCGACCAUCUCCCUGCGGCGGGUUUCGCGGCGUGGCCAACUCGUUCAGUUCGCGAACACGGGCGUGCGGCUGACGUGGGACCAAUGCGCGCAGUAUUGCGCUGAGCUCUCGCCGCAAGGAGGUGUCGUCUCUUUGCGCUCGCUGGCAGUUACGGCGUUCGUGCUGGAGAAUGCGCUCACCGCGGAGCAGACGAGGGCGUCAAAGACCGAAGAAGGGAUCGCGUGGUGGUACAGGGAUUUCUGGAUCGCUCUGCGCAAGGUGCGGGUGCCGAAUGUAACUGCGCUGACGAAUGGCAAGGGAAGACCGGGUGCUGAUGCUCGUGGUGCCGAUCAGUGCUCUAGCUCGACCGGUAGAGCGGAAUCGACUUCCUGUGCGGAAGAAGAGUCGCUUGAUGCACGCUGGUUGUGGCAACCACCGCCUGUGCCUGCGGCGUCCGUUCAUGACACGAUCGUCCUCUGGGAUCACUGGAAGCCUGGUCGACCCGCCGACAACGCAGAGCCUGGCGCUCUAUUUGAGUGUGCCGCGGCGACUGUGCUGCGAGACGGGAUGUGGGGAGAUCUGCCGUGCAGCGAGUUCGCUCGCGAGGGCGAUGAGAUCUCACAGCGUGUGCUGGUAGACGGUGCCGAGGAAGGCGGUGGGGCCAGACUUCCUGCUGGCUUUUUUCCCGGCUGGGAUUUUCGCUUGCCUUGCAUCUGCGAGCGUUGGCUCAAAUCGUCUGGCUAG